AUGCGGCUGGUCAUACGGGUGUGGCUGAUGAUGCUGGUGCUGAGCCUGCAAGGAGGAGGAGGAGGAGGAGGACGAGAGGACGAGAGAACUUCAGGAGCGGUAGCAGCGGCUGCAUCAGCAGCAGGCAGAGGAGGAGGAUCAGGCAGGGGAGGAGGCGCCGGGGAGAAGUGUAGGGGCAGCAAACUGAAGAGCUUCACUAUCGAGAGGUUGAUUGCGAUGAGUGAGGCAGAAAUGAGCUCAAGUUUGCGAAAAGUAUGUGCGUCCUUGGUUUCCUCUCCUCGCCCAGUAGAUGGAGAGAUUCUGUCGAAGGUUGGUUGCAAGUUGGGCAAUGAUGCACUCAUGAAGAAGAUAGAAGCCGCGAUCUUGAGGAACAGGAGGGGCAACCUAGGCAGUGCCGAAGAUUUCUCUCGUCUGGUGUCAGCAUUUGAAAAGAGAAUGGAGGACAGUCCCGUGGGUUUCGCUCGUUGUGGAGAGGACUCGAAGGACUUGUUCAACUUUCUGGUCAGCCAGCUGCCAAACCUUGACACGGAGUCGUUGAUGCUUCAUCGAAAAGUUUGGUCGACCGGGAAGAACACCUCUGAGGGGAUGUGGAAACAGGCUGCCGCCAACAAUCGCACACAGGGCAAUGAAGCACUUGUCCAACGGGACUUCGAUCUCGAGACGGUGAGGUCGUUCGAUGCCUUUGUGGGGCUGACAAUGGUCGAGGAAGCUGGCGGAGGUUCUCGAAAGGCUGGUGCACUUGAGAUGGAGGGAAGAAAACGUCCUUCAGAUCAUCAGCGAGUGGAGCACGGGACUGUUGCAAAGAGGAGCUGCGUUCAACUCCAGGACUUCGAGUUCUACCUGCAGAUGGCUGAGAGGACGUUGGUGAGCACGGGGCAGAUGGACUUCAGAAAUGUCUGCAAGCUUGCGUGGGGAGCCUCUUGUGUCCUCGCAUGUCACUGUGUUAGGCGCAAGUCAGUGUAUCAGCAGAAGCUCGACGUGGACAAAGACUUCUGCCAGCGAAUGCGGAAGUUCUUUCAAUGGAUUUUGACCUGCUUCAACGGUCUCGUCAGCAGGAAUCUGGUCCCUGGGAAGCUGUCGACGAUGAAGGCGGAUCGGAACCGCCCGAUGAUUACACGCCUGCACCUGUUCAGAGAAUGCUGCAGAGUCUUUCCGGGCGGGCAGUUCCGCGACGAAGACUUCUCCUUCCCGGAGUUCUGGAGGCUUGCAAGGAUUGUGUUUGAGGAGUCGCCCUACAGUAAGCAAGGUGAGCAGCCUCUUACCCCCCUGCUGCAAGCUCAACGGCCAGCAGGGGAGCGCAGCAACCAGUCGCGUUUCCACACGAGUUUCGUGGAGAUCGCCAAGAGAUCCCAGGCAAGCUCGCAAGAGCUCAAGGUGUAUGAAGAGCAGAUCCAUGGUGGCAGCGGUAGCCGGAGGGCGUUCGGUCCGUCUCUUCUCAUGCCUCAUGUAGGGCUCUCCUUGGACGUCGUGAUGGAAAGAGGAAGCGCCAUGCACGUGCUUGAGCUGAACGGGCCCUCGCACUACCUCGUCCCCUCCCAGGAGCCCUGCGGUGCUCAACAGCUCUUCUCCCAGCACGUCCUGACCUGCAGUCCAUGA
This is a messenger RNA of Guillardia theta CCMP2712, 1596 nucleotides long. RefSeq lists its product as hypothetical. The coding region runs from base 1 to 1596 and encodes 531 amino acids. NCBI's taxonomy places the organism in Eukaryota, Cryptophyceae, Pyrenomonadales, Geminigeraceae. The record is from RefSeq and is a predicted model, not a curated record. The transcript has 7 exons.